AGAUUUUCGUCAUCCUCUUCAGAAAGGUCUAUACACAUCUGUGUUCUUGAUCAUUAUCGUAAUCAAAAUUGCGAUUGAUAAGUUUCGGAGUGCAAUGUGGUCAUUUUUAUAUAUUUUUUUCAUCGUCUAGAUUCUAGAAUUUUUAAUUUUUUACUGUACAUUAUUUGAAUAAUUAUUCAUUCUUAUAUUACCCAUUCAUUACCCAUGUGUGGUCGAAACGUAGAAGAAUGACUGUAAAAAUUUUAAGUAAAAAUAAUCGUUCACAUGUUGUGAAGCAACAAUACCUGAAGGAAUUUCGCUUCAUUUCUGAUCUUUUAACGAACGUUGAUUUGCCUUGCCAAGAAGCAGAAUCUUCAGAUUCGGAAAAUGAAAAUAAUUCAAAGAGAGUUAAACUGGUUGGAACGGCAAAAGACAUUGAUCGUGCGAAGACGUUAGUUGAACUAAACGAGCGGUUAUCAGCGUUAAAAGAACAAAAAUACACGUACAAAGGUAAAAAACUGAAGAACAGAUUGCAAAGUAAACUGAAAAAAAAGAAGAAGGUAUAUGAAAAUAAAGUGAAAAGGAAUCCCGUUUCCUGCGAGCAAAAGGAUAUAAAAUCCGAAACUGUUGAUCGAAAGAAUGACCUGAAACCGCCCAAGCCAGUUUUCAAUAGCGAAGGAAAUGUGGUAUUUAGUAAAUUUGAUUUUCUCGGAGCAACUUCUAACGCGAAUGAAAGUGAAGCAUUAUCGAAACAAAGUAGUAAUAAGAAAUUAAUUUUGGAAAAACUGGAGAAAGAACAAGGUUAUAUCAAGAAAUUGGAAGAAAUGGGCGAAACAGAGAAAGCUGCAGAAAUUAAAGAAGAAAGGGUUUGGAAAAACGUGUUCAAUAAAGCAGAAGGUAUCAAAGUCAAAGAUGAUCCUUUAUUAUUGAAAAAAUCGUUAGCCAAGAAAAAGGCGCAGAAAAAAGCUAGCGAAAAAAAAUGGAAAGAACGAAUUUCUAAUGUAGAGAAACAGAAAGAAGAACGUCAAAAAAAGCGAUCAGAUAAUCUGACGAAGCGGAGACAAGAAAUGAAAAAGAAAAAAGUUAAGAAAGCUAUGAAAAAAGGACGGUUCAUUUCUAAUUCUUAAUUUUUUAUACGUAUUUUGUGUUUAACGAGGAAUAUACGAGUAUGUUUCUUAA
Planococcus citri (citrus mealybug) is the source of this 1158-nucleotide messenger RNA. RefSeq names its product Surfeit locus protein 6 (gene Surf6). Bases 228 to 1106 code for a protein of 292 amino acids. Gene Ontology annotation, molecular function: DNA binding; RNA binding. Gene Ontology annotation, cellular component: nucleolus. Gene Ontology annotation, biological process: ribosomal large subunit biogenesis; ribosomal small subunit biogenesis. The record is from RefSeq and is a predicted model, not a curated record. The transcript is spliced from 4 exons. Lineage: Eukaryota; Metazoa; Arthropoda; Insecta; Hemiptera; Pseudococcidae.